Prorocentrum cordatum is the source of this 912-nucleotide messenger RNA. Lineage: Eukaryota; Dinophyceae; Prorocentrales; Prorocentraceae. The record is from the annotation of a GenBank genome assembly.
AUGUACAGGGAGGACACGUUGCACCAGGCGUGGCGGCAGGUGCGAGCGACCGUGCCGCCAGAUUGCUUGGCCUUCUCGCGGAGAUACGGAAGCGCGGGUUGGCUGCGCUUGUUCGCGCAGGACAUCGUCAAGGACGAGGAGGUCCAUGCCUUGAUAUGGGUCGACGCUGGCGACUACAUCUUCUUACAAGACCCAUCGCGUUUACUGGACCACUACAGCACCGCCUACACGUUCUGGGCCCCGGGGUCGGCCACAAGUUGGGGCGCUCUGCCUCUGCAGGUAUUCAAUAUGCGCCAGAUGCGCAGGCGCAGCUGGCGCGAGAUGGUGCUGAAGGCAGUUCGCGAGGGGUAUUCGGUGCACGGUGCCGAGUUCUGCUCGUUGGGCGAGGGCCGCACGAUGUAUCAGCUCCGCGCUGGCUCGGAGGGAGUGCUGUGGCAGAGUUUGCCCAGCACCUGGGCCUACGAGCCAUGGGCCGCCUGGCUGCCUGGCUAUGGCACCGUAAAUGUGUGGUCGAAGAUUAGGGCGAUCAAGUGGCUGUUGCAGGCGGGGGGUGCCGUCUGGGAGAAAGCAUUCUUUCCAGGGCUGGUGGACUUCACUUCCGUGUCAGUACGUUGCCUUCCGCUCGUGGAGGCCGUCACAAGCCACAUUCUGAGCGUUGAGCGUGGUGCCUUGACCAUUUCCGACGGCGACGCGGAUAUGAUGAUGCAUUACCGUCGGCAGUCUCGAGCAAAUGCGACAUUCGAAGACGGCAUCUCGCAGAGAGUGCAGUGCGACGAGAGAGUUCAGGGUCUCCAUUUGCCGAGUCCUUACCAUUUCGUGCCGUGGGCGCAUCGUUUCUUGAACUUCUGGGCAGGCCAGCCCGUCUGGGAGGCGAACACGCACGAGGCACACAGAGAUUUGAGGCACCAGUAG